Messenger RNA from Hemicordylus capensis (graceful crag lizard), 4911 nucleotides. It is a transcript of the gene B4GALNT1, whose product is annotated as beta-1,4-N-acetyl-galactosaminyltransferase 1. The transcript is spliced from 11 exons. Lineage: Eukaryota; Metazoa; Chordata; Lepidosauria; Squamata; Cordylidae. Gene Ontology annotation, molecular function: hexosyltransferase activity. The coding region runs from base 297 to 1904 and encodes 535 amino acids. Gene Ontology annotation, biological process: ganglioside biosynthetic process. Gene Ontology annotation, cellular component: Golgi membrane. The record is from RefSeq and is a predicted model, not a curated record.
GAGCCAUUCAGUCUCCCAUCGAUAGCAGCAGGCUGGGGUGGGGCGGUUUAUUUCCCCUCUCCCUCCUCCUCCUUUUUUCCUUUUUUGCAUAGCGACGUUUGUGUUUUAUAUACAGAGCUGUUAUUCUUCUAAGGGCAGGCGGCGAAGCGGAGAGCUGGAAGAAUGCGCCGCCGAGAGCGAGUGGGAGAAGAACGCGGACUCAAGAUGUGAGCAAGGCAAGGGGGUGGUGACGAGGAAGAUGGUGCAACGCUGAAUGUGUGCAGCAGCCCCUCUCCUCCUCCUCCUCCGGAGCAAGGAUGCGUCCGGUCCAAAAGUCCUUGUGUGUGCUGAUGGUGCUGACGGCAUCUCUGGCGUUUCUCUACCUUCACGUGUGGUCACAAAAACCCUACAGUGUAGUGGACCUACGAAAUCGGCCUGACCGAGCACCUGAGCAGUUGUUGAAGGACCACCUCCUGGUGCCUGACAAGAAAUAUGCACACAUUGCUUUCCGGAUCAAAGAGGAGAUUCUGGAACUUCUUCCUAAGAAUUCCUGUAAAUGUGAAGUGGAACCUAGUAUGAACCUCCCCUUCCAGAAACAUUUCUUUGGUCAUGGCUGGUCUCUGGAAUUUGCUAAUGUGUUCAACCCUGCAGAGCUGCCAGAGAUCAACAGCAUGCGAGAACAGGAGUACCGCCGUUACCGGGAGAGAUCCCAGUCCUCAGCUGACCAGCUCCUCAUAGUCCAAGCCAACUCUCCACUGGAGUAUCCAGCCCAAGGGGUGGAAGUCCGGCCCCUCCAGACCACCCUCAUCCCAGGUCUGAGUUUACAGGCAGCUGACAGAACAUUGUACCGGGUCAACCUGACAGCUACUAUGGGCACCUUUGAUGUGGCGGCUGAAGUGGACGGGGUUAAGGUGGAAGGGGAGGGGGAAAUGCACCUCAUCAUGUCGGGCUCCCAGCUGGACAACCUCAACCGGCAAAUGCAGUUUGUCACCUACACCAACACACUCUUCCAUCCCAACACAGCUGACAUAGUGCAGUUUUCUACCGAUGAGCACCAGGCCUCUUUCGCCAUUCGCAUCCGUCACCUACUUACCCCCAGGCUCUACAACCCAGGAUCUUCCAGCAGAGGGACCCCUGGAGCAGAAUACAACGUCAGCGCCUUGGUCACCAUAGCCACGAAGACCUUCUUGCGCUAUGACAAGCUGCAAAUACUGAUUGACAGCAUCCGCAAGUUUUACCCCACAGUGACCAUCAUCAUCGCUGAUGACAGCCAGACCCCCGAACAUGUGCAGGGACCCCACAUUGAGCAGUACUUCAUGCCCUUUGGCAAGGGCUGGUUUGCUGGCAGGAACCUUGCCAUCUCUCAGGUGACCACCAAAUAUGUUCUGUGGGUGGAUGAUGACUUCAUCUUCACACCCCGCACCAAAGUUGAGAAGCUGGUGGAUGUCCUUGAGAAAACUAGCCUGAACCUGGUGGGUGGAGCAGUGCGGGAGAUCUCUGGUUACACUUCCACAUACCGACAGCAGAUCAGCGUGCAGGCUGGGAACGAAGAAGGUGAUUGCAUACGAAUGCGCCAGGGCCACCACCAUAGCAUUGAGGGUUUCCCCAACUGUGUGGUCACUGAUGGCGUGAUCAACUUCUUCCUGGCACGCACAGACAAGGUGCGGCAGGUCGGCUUCGAUCCUCGUCUCAGUCGUGUCGCACACCUUGAGUUCUUCAUCGAUGGCCUGGGCUUGCUGCACGUGGGCUCCUGCUCCGAUGUGGUGGUGGACCACGCCCCCAAGAUCAAGCUGCCAUGGCUGAAGACGGAGAGCGAGAAGCAGUACGCCAAGUUCCGCUACCCCAACUCCUCAGACAACAGUGUGAUUGUCAAGCACAGCCUCUUCUACUUCAAGAACCAUUUCAAGUGUAUGGCCGGCAACUAGCCUUUGUUGCUAGGGAGUUUAGCCCCAUCCUUAACCACCGGCUGGGUCCUCAGGCCACCAGGCCGACUGAUCUCAGGCACCCUGCUGUGGCAACUGGCCACAGCCCUGGGCGAAUGGUAUUGCCUGUCCACUUGCCAAGCCCACCCCACCCACCCCCAGAACUCAGGGAGGCCUCAGCAUUCUCCGGCCUUAAGAGCCAUUUGGGAAAUGGGCAUCCACUCCUUGUUCUUGUCUUGUUUUUAAAAACCUAAAUGUUUUCUAGAAGGAUGGAGAAGCUGGGCUGCUGGUUGCUUCCCAGCCUUGUUGGUGGCGGAGAGGGUGCUGCAUUGGUGUUACCCAUCCUGCAUUGGAACUGGGGGACUCUGGCUGGGGAGUGAUACUGCCCCAUAGAACCCUAGGAGUUAACUUUUUUCAUUCCCCCUCCACCCUGCUGGGAGCAGCUGCUGUCCUCGACUUCCAUGCGGCCCCUCGUCUCCCUCCGCCCACUCCACAAACCUGCCAACCCUCUCAGAUAUCCCAACCUCCUCUGGUACUGUUUAGGCCAAGAGAGGGAUGUGAUCAGAGGGAGACCUGAACUUUGGGGCUUUCUCGAGUGCCACAACAUUUUUGUGCCAAGUCUUUGCAUCUGUGCGCCCUUCCCUAACUCAGCCUCAAGCUGGUGCCAUCCUGGGAUAUUUUGAAGUGCCAAAGACUACAGUGAUGGAAAGCGGCCACCAGGGGGAAGCCUUGAGGUAUGCAUGCAGCAAAGUGUCGCGAAAGAAGGGCCGGGCCAUCAAGCACACACCAAACUCCAGGCACUUCCAGGUCUGCCCUCCCCUGCAAUAGAAGUGGCCUGUACGUUCCCAGCCCUGGCUCAUGGACAGGGAGGUGGCCUAGUUUCUUUUCUAAUGUGGCGGAAUUUUUGUAUGCUGAUUUGAAGAGACUACCAGAAAUAGUAGUGGAUUUUGUCUAAACCAAGUUCAUUUGCCAAGCUUUUUCCAGUAUCCCGAGACCCUCUCUCUUUGCCUUGUCUGUCCCAACCCAGCAACCUUCAGCUGCUUUUCCGACCAUUGUUGUUUGUUAGGGGGAAAUGUAUUCAUAAGUUGGGGCUGGAUUUGGUUUUCCUACAUGUUGAGUUGCAAUGCAUGGGGUUGGUCUGUGGGGUAGGUAACAGAAGAGGCUGCAGCCAAUCAGGUCAUUCUCAUAUGCCUCACUUCUCUCCCCACCCCUGGUAUGUUGUAUACUUUCUCCUAGCAGUCCAGCUGCAAACUGUGUUCUUGGAGCCAGUCUCCUUGAUGGAUCUGGACACUGAUGCAACUGUAGGGCAGUGAGGGAGAGCGGGGAGGGAGGGCCCACCUUGUAACUUUCCGCUGGCUAUAGGGCUUGAGUAGGAUUGACUGGAUUGCACUUCGGCUGUGGUAGAAAGCAGGGAACAAAUUGUACUGUAAAUUCAGGUGUGUAUAUUGGUGCUAUCACAGCACCUAGGAAUUCUGUAUUUAAUCCUGUGGUCUCCUCUCUGCAUGUCAAUUCAACACACAUGAUUUCACCACACAAGGGAGAACGUAUUUCCUUUGCAUUUCCCACCAAUGCUGUCCGUAGGGACCUCAGUAGGUGAAGAUUUGUGCCCAACUGUAACACCAUCUCUGUCUUUCUGCCCCUCCAAAGGGUCUCCCUCUAUUCUGCAGAGGUCUCCCUUACUCCAGAGCAAUGAUGCCCUCCUGAGUUUACUAGCUCAGCAUUUUCAAAAAUUAGGGACAGCCUAGAACUGUAAUAGAGAUUGGGUGUUAUCCAGUAAAUUAACAAGCCCCUAGGCCUGUGCACCUCGACAUAUCUUUCCCCCGCUCCCCCCGUAAGAGUGCGUAAGAUUGUAUUAUAAAUCCCAUUGAUGUCUUUGGGUCUGUUUAUACAUUCAGCAUAAUUCCGUGCUUAAUGUGGGAUGAACGAAAAGGGGAGGCAAAGUUCAGAAAUAUGCAUAAACAGUGGGCUUUGUUGAGAGAAACUCAGUAGAGUGCUUCUGAAUGAUUGCAACCAGGAGCAUUUGGUGCAAACAGGUUUUUGGGGGGGUUGUUUUUGGUGCCCCAGAGAAGGCACUGCUAGACUGCAUUGGGCAUUUUGAUUUUUCUCAUCGUCUUAUGCACCUUUUCUGACGUUUUGCCCAAGACUGCCCUGACCAUAGAGUAUGUGCCGCUUGCUGACUCCCGCUACCUGAUCGUCCCUUUCUGGUGGUGACAGCAGUAGCUCACGCUCUUUGUCUUGCCCUGCCUUUCCCAAAAGGCAACUGGAGUGAUUUAAAGGCUCUUCCUGCCACUUUGCAUGGCCACCUGUCUCUUGAAAAGGCAAGGCAGGACAAGCAGAUGGGGGAAGAGGAGGGCAGCAGUUGGCAUGUGCUGCCACCCAGGGUAGUUGGGUGGAGGGUGGCAGGCCAGGUGAAGCUAUGGGUUGGCAGAGGGCUAGCGGGUGAUCUGCUACCCGAGGUGGUGGCCUUACCUAGCCUCCCCUUGCUUCCCCUUGCUUCCCCUUCUCAAUCUCUUUCAUUGUUCCCUCCUCAUGGGGGAAGAAAUCGAGCAAACCCUGCCCAUACCCAGACUAGUAAGGACAAAGAGCUCAGUCUUAUUGACACACUAACUUGCUGAUUAAGGACCAGAGAAGGGACUGGAACUCAAUGUUUGGCCCCACGGUUGCACAUGGAAGGGGCCCAUUUCAGUUCCUGGCACUCUGAAGCAGGGCUUGCAGACCCUGGAGAGUUGUUUCCAGGCAGCAUACAGUGGUUUUCUCGUUUAAAAGUGCCCUAUGGUCAUUUUCAUGGAGAAGUAUUCAAAUAUGCAGUUCUUCAGCUGCAUUCUGAAGUGGUACAGUCCAGAAAAAUCUAUGCUGUUGGACUGGGCUGAAUGUAUGUUACUUUCUGUCCCAUACUAUUGCUUUCAGUCCACCAUUUUCAAUGUGAGGUUCUGUGUUGGUAGGCACAGCUUUUUAAAAAAUAUAUAAAUCACACACCCCACAGUUCUCUCUCACACCAGAAGAAGAAAAA